AAGCCUCUCUCUCUCUCUCUCUCUCUCUCUCUAAGAUCUCACCCUUUCUAAAAUCUCCAUCUUCUUUCAUCUUCCAAGACAAUUUAGGAGGAAGAAGACUUCUAAUUUUCUCCUUUCAUUUAUAAGAAAUAAGUAGAAAAGAGACCCACUUCUUGCUUUCUUGAUUUGGGUCUCUCUCUCUCUCUCUCUCUCUCUCUCUCUCUCUCUCUGUUUUUGGGUUUGAUGGGAUCUUUUGCUGAAACUGUUUUUGGGUUUUAAAGGGAGGAGGGUUUUGGUUUGGGGUUUGUUUUAAAGUUUUAAUCUUUAAUUUAUAGUGGUGGGAGAAUUCUUUUGAAACUUGUGAGGAUUUGGGCUUUUUUGGCUUUGAUUCCUUUUGAGUCUCUCUCUCUUGUUUUUGUUUUUGGGUUUUGAUGGGGUUUUCGAGGUGAAACUGUUUCUGGGUUUUGAAAAGAGGAAGGCUUUGGAUGUUUGAUUUUUUUACUUUUUAGUGUAUAUAUGGUGGUUGGGGAGUUCUGUGAGAAUUUUUGAGGAUUUUGGGGUGUUGGGUUUUGUUGAAAUGACAGUGGAAGAAAGGAGAGGAGGGAGGGAUGAUCCCUCGAGGGAUCAAUUUCCGAUUGGAAUGCGUGUUCUUGCUGUGGAUGAUGAUCCUACUUGCUUGAAAUUGUUGGAGACUUUGUUACGCCGAUGCGAUUACCAUGUUACUACGACGAACCAAGCUAUCAAGGCUCUGAAGCUGUUGAGAGAGAACAAAGACAAAUUCGAUCUGGUUAUCAGCGAUGUCCAUAUGCCAGACAUGGAUGGUUUUAAGCUUCUGGAACUCGUUGGGCUCGAAAUGGACUUGCCUGUCAUCAUGUUAUCUGCAAAUAGCGACCCUAAAGCCGUGAUGAAGGGGAUAACUCAUGGUGCUUGCGAUUAUUUACUGAAGCCUGUCCGGAUUGAAGAGCUGAAGAACAUCUGGCAACAUGUGGUCAGGAGGAAGAUUGAUUCCAAGGAUCACAAUAAUACUGGGCAGGGAGAUGAUGGGGAGAAGUCGCAUCGUGAAACGGGACCCAAUACAACAGGAUCAGCUGAUCCAAGUGGGAAACUCAACCGGAAACGGAAGGAUCAGAAUGAGGAGGAUGAUGAUGAGUGCGAUGAAAAUGGUAAUGGCAAUGAAGACUCCUCGUCCCAGAAAAAGCCUAGGGUGGUUUGGUCUGUUGAGCUGCAUCGGAAAUUCGUAGCUGCUGUUAAUCAGUUAGGCAUCGACAAGGCAGUUCCUAAGAGGAUUCUUGACCUUAUGAAUGUUGAAAGGCUCACAAGAGAGAAUGUUGCAAGCCAUCUUCAGAAAUAUAGGCUCUACCUGAAAAGGAUCAGUAACGUGGCAAGCCAACAGGCAAAUAUUGCUGCUGCUUUAGGUGGCAAGGAACUCUCCUAUUUGCAUAUGGGCUCUUUGGAUGGGCUUGGAGGCUUUCAUGCCAUGACUGGGUCUGGGCAGCUACCGAAAACUGCUCUUGCCUCUUUUCAAGGUGCAGGGGUGCUUGGUAGAUUAAACAGCCCGAACAGUUUGGCCUUGCGUGGACUUCCUUCAUCCGGAAUGAUUCAACUUGGUCAUGCCCACAAUUCAGGCAGUUCUAUCAAUGAUUUCGGGAAGUUGCAGCGGGCUGCCUUUCCCGGAAGCCAGCAUGGAAAUUUACUUCAGGGGAUGCCGCAUUCACUAGAACUCGAUCAACUGCAACAAAACAAGUCCGUUUCUCGCCUAGGAGACUUAUCAACUCCUGUUGAUAAUUCAAGGGUCUUUCCGAUUGUUCAUCAACAAAUGACUGGUGUUGGUGGUUUUUCCGACACUGGAACGGCUGCCAGUAUCUGUAGCAAUUCCUUUCUCAACAACCCAAACAACCCCUUGUUACAAGGACAUCAGCAGCGGGCACUAUGUGGGGGUCUGGGAAAUCAAUCAUCUGUAAGAAUGGGGCCAUUGAAUCCAGAACAGUUUGAUCUCAGUGGUGGGGUUUCUACCCAUCUGCCCGAUCAUGGUAGAUGUAGUGACACCUGGAAAACCGCUGCUCAAUUGACUGGGUAUUCAUCAAAUGCUUUGCCUAUGCGUGGUGGCCCUUUCGGUCACGAUGAUUUGUCUUCGGGUAACUCGAGGGAUAAUCUUUCAUCCAUAGCCUCACAUGCUGACAUCAAUCUCCUAAAUAUUUCUGCCACCAGUGUUGCCACAGCACCUCUACAUGAUUCAUUGACAGGAAGAGAUCCGCAUUGCCAAGCUAGCUCUGUUGGCUUUAAUGUUGGGUCUACGCUCGGGGAGAUUGAUGGAAAUUCAAAGUUCUCGAAUUUCGGAACCAUGAGCAAUAGUGUUGGGCAGAAUACAAGUUAUGCUCAAAAGUUGGAAGACCAUAAACGGGAUUACGUCAACAACCAAAAUCUUGUCUUCGAUUCUUCUUUAAACUCUUUGUUGCCUGAUCAUGGUAUUAUGGGCUCCAUGGGCCAAGAUGUGGGGCAAAGCAAUGGUGUCUGUAAUAGAAACAUGGAUAUGACAUUGAUGGGCCAAUCAAAUUCUGGUGCUUCAUUUAACAUGCAGAACGGUGAUAUUGGGAAGUUGACUACAGACAGCUCGAUGAAUUUGAAGGAAGAUUACUUUAUGGAGAAUGCGAAGUUGCAGGGAGGUUUCAAUCCUAAUAAUUGUGGUUCAUUUGACGAUCUAAUGAGUGCCAUAAUAAAACGGGAGCGAGAUGAGGUUGCUUUGAUUGAUGGAGACAUUGGGUAUGAUGUCUUUCCACUUGGAACGUGCAUGUGAGGUUUUUUUUUUAUCGCAGAUGACUUCCAUUGCUGGGUUCAUGGACUCCUAGAGGGGGUUUGUACCAUCAUGUAUUUGCUUUAUCUGUUUAUGUCAUGUGUGCCAAAUCCUAAUCCAACACACCCAUUGCUUCAUGUUCAUUAGAUUGCUUGUUCGAUUUUCUUUUUUGUGUCCAUAAUUUUUGCGACGAAUGGAGCGAUGACAUAAGAAUCAACAGCAUUUAAAAGAUUGUCGAUCUUCA
This is a messenger RNA of Magnolia sinica, 3014 nucleotides long. Its product is annotated as two-component response regulator ORR22-like. The transcript has 6 exons. Gene Ontology annotation, molecular function: DNA-binding transcription factor activity; DNA binding. Bases 557 to 2773 code for a protein of 738 amino acids. Gene Ontology annotation, biological process: cytokinin-activated signaling pathway; phosphorelay signal transduction system. Lineage: Eukaryota; Viridiplantae; Streptophyta; Magnoliopsida; Magnoliales; Magnoliaceae. The record is from RefSeq and is a predicted model, not a curated record.